AUGAAACUAGCAGAAGUAGUUACUGGCGGACUGGGCAGCUUCAGUCAUAUUUCAUUGGGCCAAGGCCAAGAAAAGGCUGCUAUGGGCUUACUAAAUAAUGCAUUACGUCAAGGAUACUGGCUUAUGUUGCAAAAUGCACAUUUACUUAUCAGUUUUGUGAGGCAAUUAGAAAAAUAUUUGGAAAAAGUUGAAGCUCCGCAUCCUGAUUUUCGUCUAUGGAUUACUACAGAUCCCACACCAACCUUUCCGAUAGGCAUAUUGCAAAAGUCCCUAAAAGUUGUAACGGAACCUCCAAAUGGUCUGAAGCUAAACUUGCGUUCAACGUUCUUUAAAAUAAGGCAGGAUCGCUUGGAGGCAUGUUCGCAUAUAGCGUACAGGCCACUGGUAUAUGUAUUGGCAUUCUUCCAUGCUGUUGUUCAAGAACGUCGCAAAUAUGAUAAAUUGGGCUGGAAUAUAUGUUAUGAUUUCAAUGAAUCUGAUUUCAAUGUUUGUCUUGAAAUAUUGAUAUCAUAUCUACUGAAAGCGCCACCUGGCGAUACCACUCGUGUGCCAUGGAAUAGUUUAAAAUACCUAAUUGGCGAAGUCAUGUAUGGCGGUCGUGUUAUUGAUGACUUUGAUAGACGUGUCACCAACACUUAUAUGAAUGAAUAUAUGGGGGAUUUUCUUUUCGAUAAAUUUCAACCAUUCCACUUUUACAGAGAUGAAAGUGUUGAUUACUUUAUACCAGAAGACGACAUCAUACUCAAGGAAGAUUACAUUGCACACAUUGAUGAAUUACCUCUGGUUAAUAGCCCAGACGUAUUCGGAUUGCAUCCUAAUGCCGAAAUUGGUUACUACACACAAGCGACUCGUACCAUUUGGUUCUAUCUUAUACAAUUGCAGCCCCAAACAGGUGAGGCUUCGGGUGGAAUUAGCAGAGACGACUUCAUAGAUAACGUUGCUGCGGAUAUACUUCACAAGCUGCCUCAAGCAUUUGAAGUUUGGCGCAUUAAAAAACAGCUUGCCAUGACUAUGACACCGACUGGAGUGGUUUUGGUACAAGAGUUGGAUCGCUUCAAUUUGCUUGUAUUGCGUAUGAAAAGAACAUUGGAUUUAUUAAGAAAGGCGAUUGCUGGUGAGAUUGGUAUGGACAAUGUACUCGAUAAUAUCGCAAAUUCGUUAUUCAAUGGCAUGUUGCCAGACAAUUGGCGAAAACUGGCGCCGGCUACGUGUAAGCAACUUGGCAGUUGGUUAGAACAUUUACAGCAAAUGCAUUACACAAACAAAAUGCCCAGGCAAACGCACGCAAAUAUAAAUGCAAACAUCAAUAUUAACACGCGUAGCCAAACGUUAUGGCGCAAAUUAAGCCGCCUCAAUGCAUUGCGACAAUAA
Teleopsis dalmanni is the source of this 1371-nucleotide messenger RNA. Its product is annotated as dynein heavy chain 10, axonemal-like. The record is from RefSeq and is a predicted model, not a curated record. NCBI's taxonomy places the organism in Eukaryota, Metazoa, Arthropoda, Insecta, Diptera, Diopsidae. Gene Ontology annotation, biological process: microtubule-based movement. Gene Ontology annotation, cellular component: dynein complex. The transcript is spliced from 9 exons. Bases 1 to 1371 code for a protein of 456 amino acids. Gene Ontology annotation, molecular function: dynein intermediate chain binding; minus-end-directed microtubule motor activity; dynein light intermediate chain binding.